AUGAGUUGGAGGGAGUUUGUUUGGCCGGGCGCGGAUAGCAGUAGGUUCCUCACAGGCCUUUUCAUCGGAGAUGCUGAGACCGUCAUGGGCAUCUGGGUCCCUAAUGCGGAGGCCAUGGCGCAGGGGGCCAAGUGUCGUGUCCAUCGAUGGGAAAACAUCAAGCAUGGCGGCCUGCGACUUGACCGUCGUGCUCGGCGUCUUCAACGUGCCCGCCUCUCCUCGGACCACUUGCAGCGCCUCUGCACCUGGGCCCCAUGGUUCGACGGCAACUUCAUCAGCACGGUCCUCGAGACGCCGCGCCGGCUCGAAACGGUGGCGACGAUCCAGGGGUUCUCCGUGGACUUGGUCUUCGCGUGGGGCAGCGCCGAGGGCCUCGGCGUGCCCCUGGACAAGCCGCUGAGCGAGGUGCCGGUCUACGUGGAGCAGCUGGAGGGGCUGGUGAAGGCCAAGAGGGCCUAUGCUGGAUUCAACCACUCUUUCGUCGUGGCGGACAUGCCGUACAAGUCCAUUGUCUGA
Messenger RNA from Prorocentrum cordatum, 516 nucleotides. NCBI's taxonomy places the organism in Eukaryota, Dinophyceae, Prorocentrales, Prorocentraceae. The record is from the annotation of a GenBank genome assembly.